This is a messenger RNA of Ctenocephalides felis (cat flea), 2161 nucleotides long. RefSeq names its product methyltransferase-like protein 13. The transcript has 10 exons. Lineage: Eukaryota; Metazoa; Arthropoda; Insecta; Siphonaptera; Pulicidae. The record is from RefSeq and is a predicted model, not a curated record. Bases 114 to 2156 code for a protein of 680 amino acids.
UGUUCAGCGCAUGCAGAAUUAAUAGAACAUAACCUCAAAAAAACCCAACAAGCUCUAUGAAACGUCUAUUGUUUAAUUUAACUAAACAUUGUCAGCCUAUAAUUUGAAGAAAAAUGAAUUUGUUACCAAAAACCAAUAAGGAAUUUAAACAGCAAGACUAUUGGAACACUUUCUUUAAGAAACGUGGAAAAAAGGCAUUCGAAUGGUAUGGCGAGUAUCCAGAGCUUUGUGCAAAUCUUCAUAAAUACAUUAAACCGAAAGAUGAUAUUCUUGUUAUUGGCUGUGGAAAUUCUACUCUGAGUACUGAUUUGUAUGAUGUUGGUUAUAGGAAAAUUACGAACAUUGAUAUUUCCAAAGUAGUAAUACGCCAAAUGCAAGAUAUCAACAAAAUAAAACGCCCAGAGCUAAAAUACAUACAAAUGGACGCAUUAAACAUGACUUUUGACUCAGAAUCAUUCAGCGUUAUCCUUGACAAAGGCACUUUAGAUGCUUUAAUGCCUGAAAAUUCUCCAGAAACAAUAGCUUGUAUAGAUAAAUUAUUCUCAGAGAUCUCAAGGGUACUAAAAGUAGGAGGACGAUACGUUUGUGUAUCUUUACUGCAAGAGCAUAUUUUAAAAAAGCUCUUAGAUUAUUUUCCUCAGAACAAUUGGAUGUUUAGAGUUGUUAGAUGUUUAGAAGCUGAGCAAAAAACUACUGAAAAUAAUGAGGGUGCAUCAUUGCCUGUUUUUGUAGUUGUUGCGACAAAAUUUAAGCAGUUGAAUCAAAUGGUUUUAGAAAUGUGUAUGGGAGGUGAGAAAAUGAUAAGGGUGUCUGAAGCGGAAGAAAUAAUAGCAGCUUGUCAGGAAGCACAGACUGCUGCGUUAGUUUGUACUCACCUUACUCAAAGUAGCAUAGUUGGUGAACCUAUAAAAUUAGAUUUGUUUCGACCUGGAGAAACAAUACCGAGGUUUAGUAUAUAUGUAAUGGACCAAAUCACCUCAGGAAGAAAGCAGAAAAAAUAUGCUGUGUUCAUAGUUCCACAAGGAAGAGAAUCCGACUGGCUUUUUUCAACACCUGAAGGUAGAGAUAAACUACUUAAAUCAGUAGAACAAGACCGUCUUGCCGUAGUUAUAAUGCAUAGAGGACAAUUUUAUGAAAGUUGGGAUGCAGUAAAAGCUGAAUUAACAGCGAAUAUAAAGCUUCUCAAGCCUGCAGGAAGUGAAGACAAUAUACCCUUCUUAUCCUUGGGUACAGACGUUGGAUUUCGUGUUGAAAUUUAUCGUGGUGAAUCUAAAAUAUCAGGAGAAUAUGUUAUUGAAGAAAUUCCUCAACAACCUGGUGUAGAUUCUAUUUCAUUAAGAAGAUUAAUAUUUUUGAGCAAUCCUUUCUUGGUACAGAGUGAAGCUCUUGUGAAAAUAGUUAAAUCCAAAAAUACAACUAGGUGCAUAGUUGACACAACAAAGUUAACAUGUGAUCAUCAUACAUACAUGACUGUCGGUGUACAACUAUCCAUUUCAAAUUUUAAGAAGCAGGAUCGAUCUUCUAAAAGCUCAAAAGAAAAACUAGCAAAUUAUCCAAAAUGCCUCGUGAUAGGUUUAGGCGGAGGAGGAUUAUGCACAUUUUUGCACCAUUACUUUAAAAAUUUACAAAUACUUGCUAUUGAAAUAGAUUCAGAAAUGUUGAAUGUUGCAGAAAACUAUUUUGGCCUAAAACAAGAUUUCCGUUUUCAAAUUAAAAUUGAUGAUGGAAUUAAAUAUAUUCUUGAUGCUGCACAAAAAGGUGAAAAAUUUGAUUCAAUCCUAUUUGAUGUUGACAAUAAAGACCCGUCCCUUGCUAUAAGAUGCCCACCAAAGGAGUUUUUAGAAGUUAAUUUCCUAGAAGCUGUUAAAGAAUGCCUUACUGAGAAAGGAAUUUUCAUGCUGAACUUGGUUUGUCGGGAUGACAAUGUAAGGACAAAUGUAAUAAAAUUAUUAGUUGAUAUAUUUGAAAAUGUCUGUUCCUACGUAAUGGAAUUAGAUUUAAAUAUGAUCAUUUAUUGCACAAAUACUAAAGACAUUGAUUGGAAAACAAAAAUUCUCGAGGCUUCUGAAACUGUAAAUAAAUUGAUUGGUAAAAGUGGUUCAACAAAUGACUUCAUAGAUAUGAAUGAUGUAUUUAGUUAUUUGAAUAUUCACUAAACUUU